AUGACUCGAUUGAUCGUAGCCACAACCUUGUUACUGGCUCUUCUUGCUUUCGCCUCCUUCACUCAAGCCAUUGACUACUCCAAAGUAUUGAAGAACUAUGUCCAAUCUCCAGAGAGUAUCUUCUCCUACUCCUUGCUCGCUACCAUUCCCACUCCAGUCGCCACUGUCUAUGUAUUAAACAUCACUUCUUUGAGUUGGUUAACCCCAGCAGAAGUUGGAAUUAGAAAUACCUAUUUCCAUUAUGCCACUGUGGCUGUACCUGCCACUUUGGAUCGAACCAAAACUCAAGCUGCUCUCUACAUUACAGGUGGAAGUAAUACUCAAUCUCCUCCUGGACCUGAUCCAGUCAUUACUCCAUUUGCUUUUGCCUCUCAGAGUGUGGGUGUUACUUUGUACGAUAUUCCUAAUCAACCCAUGACCUAUGCUUCGGAUCCAACUCAAGCCAUACGAAGUGAGGAUGCAAUUAUUGCAUUUGGUUGGGCUCGUUUCUUGAAUGAUACUACUCAAACUCCAUACGUGACUCAAUUACCAAUGGUUAAGGCUAGUAAGCUUGCUAUGGAUGCUGUGGUUGAUUUUGUCAAGAAGACGAUUAAUUAUGAGAUUGAAACUUUUACUGUGAUUGGAGGUUCAAAGAGAGGAUGGACCACCUUGUUGCUCGCUGGUGUGGAUAAUCGUGUCAAGUCCAUCAUCCCAGCAGUCAUUCCAGUCUUUGAAAUUAAGAAGGUUUUCGAGAGUGUGUACAACAACUUGUGUGCUUGGCCUGUCGUGAUGAAGGAUUACGUGUUGGCCAAUGUUGUGGACAUGUUGUACACUCCAGCUUUUAACAAGUUGUCCAAGAUUAUUGAUCCAUCGAAUUAUUCUCGAUUGGGAUCUAUUCAAAAGUUCCAAGUGUUUGCUUUGGGUGAUGAAUUCUUUGCUCCAAAUCUCAAUUCGAUUGGUUAUGAUGAAAUUGAAGGUGAAAAUUAUGUUCGAUACAUUCCAAACACUGGUCAUGCCUUGUCCAAUUCCGAUGUUUUCCAAGUCAUCUUGUCCUAUCAAGUUGCUCGUUUGAAUAACAUGGUCUUACCCAAAUACAAAUUCUCUCAUGAACACGUUGAGGAAGGUGUCAUUAUCAAACUCAAGGUCACUAAUGGUAAAUUACCAACCCGUGUCAAUGUAUGGACUGCCACCAAUCCAAAUGCUCGUGAUUUCAGAACUUAUGUUAUUGGUGCCAAUGUUUGGAAUUCCACAGUCAUUCAAGAAACUAAACCAUUCCAUUGGCAAGUAUUGAUUAGAAAUCCACCAAAGGGAUAUACUGCUGCCACUGUUGAAUUGGUCUAUGAAAAUUAUGUCACUUCCAGUGUUCCAGGUGUUGCCAUGGCUCCAUUGAAGUUCACAACCAAUGCCUACGUGACACCAGAUACUACUCCUUGCAAUAUUGGACCAGAGAAUCCACCUACUCAUAAUAUGAGUUAA
Molecule: messenger RNA, 1455 nt
Organism: Naegleria lovaniensis
Lineage: Eukaryota; Heterolobosea; Eutetramitea; Acrasida; Naegleriidae
Exons: 3
Coding region: 1-1455 (484 amino acids)
Source: RefSeq, a predicted model, not a curated record